UUUAUCCGAUAGGAAGUGAUCAUUCUUGUUUCUUUAAUAGAAUUCGACAUUAACUAAGACUGAGCACUCCCAAAACUGUUGAUCAAAACAAAAAGUAUUUUUUCAAAAAGCUACUCAGUUUAAAGCGACAGAGGCGCCUUACAAUGAAGUUGGAGGUUUUCUCUGCGAGUCGCCUUGCGGACAAGCCGCUGGACCUGUGCAAUGAUAUGGAUGUGAACGUGGCUUCCCCGCUGUCCACGGAGGAGGAAUUGGGCUCGGAUGGAGACUGUUCAGCCAACAGCCCAAGACCAAGUGCCCCCGUUUCGGACGGGAAGGCGAAACCAUAUACGCGUAGACCCAAACCACCAUACUCCUACAUCGCGCUCAUUGCUAUGGCCAUACGCGAUUCCAACACCGGCCGCCUCACACUUGCUGAAAUAAACGAGUACUUAAUGAAAAAAUUUCCGUUUUUUCGGGGCAGCUACACGGGGUGGCGAAACUCCGUACGGCAUAACUUGUCAUUGAACGACUGCUUUUUAAAAGUGCUGCGAGAUCCCUCGCGUCCGUGGGGAAAAGACAACUAUUGGAUGUUGAAUCCACACAGUGAAUACACUUUCGCAGACGGCGUUUUCCGCCGGAGGAGGAAGCGCAUCAGUAAGAAGAUCCUGAGCACCUCGCAAUCUCAAGAGCGCGCGCCUGCGGAUGACAGCCGGCUCCCAGCGCGAGACGAAAAGUCAAAGUUUUCCAGUUCCUUCGCCAUAGACAGCAUCCUCAGCAAACCGUUUAUGCGGAGGGAGCAAAGCACAGAGGACACGUGUUUUGGUACCAGGCUAAUGUUGUCAGCGGCCCCGCACUUUCUGCCUGUCGUCAUGGGCUAUCCGCCGUCCGCCGUGGCUCAUGCGCCGCAGAACGGAUUCCAGGUCAGCUCUGAGGUGUCGAAUGCCUUUCCAAUCUACAGGUGUAAUACGGCGGACAUUACUAGCAUCAGUCGAAUGCCGGGCAUACCGAAUUCCCUUCCGGGUUUGGCACACUCCCACACUACUGUACAAGAGACUAAAUAUCAUCCCUUCAGAAUAGACUCUCUGCUGUCAUGAAAUGACAAGUGAUCAAGCCAAUUUGCACACAUUCACACGCUUAAACGCAAUUUCUUUGGUGUUUGACACACCAGUUAUGUGCACUUUCCUCUGUUAAAUGGUGUGUUUUAGGCCUAUGUGUGUUUUCGUGAUUUAAACCCAUGCACAAUACUUAGGCUACUGCAGUGCUGCAUGUUUGCUGUUUAGAUGUCUUCUUAGAUGAAUCAAUGCCGCGCCAGUGUACAGUGUUUACCGAUUCCAUUUUAAUUUCUUGCAAACGAUGGCAUAACCAUGCCAAUAAUUAUGGACAUAAUGUGAUGUCUACUUCUUUGAAAAAUUGUGUUGGGUUAUACUUGUACCGUGUUUUAUGUCUGUGUAAAUAUGAUGGUUUGUUUAGAGCUGUGCUCAGUCAGUUGAACAACAUAUGCAGUUGUACUUUCGUUAAUAAAAGAAAAUAUG
Messenger RNA from Sinocyclocheilus anshuiensis, 1511 nucleotides. Its product is annotated as forkhead box protein Q1-like. Lineage: Eukaryota; Metazoa; Chordata; Actinopteri; Cypriniformes; Cyprinidae. The record is from RefSeq and is a predicted model, not a curated record. The transcript has a single exon. Gene Ontology annotation, biological process: cell differentiation; anatomical structure morphogenesis; regulation of transcription by RNA polymerase II. The coding region runs from base 144 to 1073 and encodes 309 amino acids. Gene Ontology annotation, molecular function: DNA-binding transcription factor activity, RNA polymerase II-specific; RNA polymerase II cis-regulatory region sequence-specific DNA binding.